Messenger RNA from Pestalotiopsis fici W106-1, 1110 nucleotides. RefSeq lists its product as uncharacterized. The record is from RefSeq and is a predicted model, not a curated record. Bases 1 to 1110 code for a protein of 369 amino acids. The transcript has a single exon. Lineage: Eukaryota; Fungi; Ascomycota; Sordariomycetes; Amphisphaeriales; Sporocadaceae.
AUGCUGGCAAACAAGCAAUAUCCCCUUGCCGUUGUCGUGGCUCACUGGACAUCACUCUGCGUCGGCAGAUAUAUCGGCGUCCGGGGGCCGGCAAAGUUUCAACAUUUCCUGCCAGUUUUGAGCGAGUCUACACUCUCGGAUAUUAAUAAUAAUGUGUGUGCCGCCACUCGAGCCGAUUACAUGAGUGCCUACAACGAUCCGGCGGUAGAUCCAGACCGCCUAUGUCUUGCCCAGCAGGAUUGCAUUCUAGUCAACAUGAGCGAAUCGGAAAAGUCCUACAUGUCCAGCUCCAGCCUAGUUCUCGGAUUAAGCCCCAUACUUCUCUCUUCUAUCGGCCCCACCAUCAGCGAGAUUGGACUCCUCUCGCUCAGACGUCCUAUCUUGUCCUUAUUGCUUACAUUCGGAACUGUAGGCGUCUACCCCUCGCGCAUCCUCUCAUACGUGGACGACUCUGCACUCGACAUUAUUGGUGAACCCACCACACUGGCUGUGUUUCUAAACGAGACACGCGUACAUGAUACCGUACGCAAGAGAGCAGCUGCUAUCUCCGUGGCGCAGUAUGUCGUGGUAGCUUUGGCCGUGUUCAAUGUCUUUUAUACGUCGUGGCAGCUCGGCGUGGCCACUGUGCUCAACUUUGUCUGCCAGAGCUCCUUCAUGCCCCUAGUCUGGACCACACUGCCAGCCUUCAUUCACCUGCCCGCAGCCCUAGCUUUGCGUGCCAACAAGAAGAAACCAGCCACGGUAUCGACGUCCGAAUCCACAAGAGCUAUGAAUUGUUCAAAGUCCCUGAUUCGGCCAUCUCUCACCUCCGAAGUAACCCUGCAUGCGAUGCGAGAGGAGCCAAUCGACUUGGCCGCCCUCAGACCAACGCCUAUGUUGAUCUUCUGGCGCUGGGUGGCGACUGUACUGUCCUUUGUUCAUGUACUUGUUGGCAUUGUCAUCUUCUCCUCAUUGCUGUUCACCAUGACUACGGAUGCGGCCAUCAUCUUGCUACGAUACGCUGCAUCAGCCUUGGCUUGUAGGCUGAUAAUAAUCUUUGAGCUCGGCGGUAUCCGAUGGUCCCGAGCACAGGCGCAGAAAAAUGAACGAAUGAAUGCUACAGCUCGCUAG